AUGGCAGCCAACGCAACCACCGAUAUCGACGAAAUCGCCAAGCGUAUAGCUUCCAUUACAAUCGGAAGCUCAUCGGUGGGAACAGGCUCCUAUUGGAACCCAGAAGGACGAACAGACAACCGCGUCUUUAACUCUCUGGCGGUCUUGCUCAAUAUGCCUACGCCCGAACUCUCGCGCAGGACUGGGGUAGCUCAGCCUCGAAAUGGGUCUGGGGGUAUGUCGAGGCAUGAAAUUUCGAAGCUACUGAGGAGAACGAGAGAGCUGGGAUUUGUUGCCACAUUUAGAAUAUCGAAUGUACCAUUCGACUAUAAAGGAUUGAGCAGUGGGGAAAUGUUCAAGCGGUGCAACCAAAUGGUUUUGUAUCUCCAUCCACCUGGUCCAGAUGGACACCGGUACGGCCAUUAUGUUGUUGGUGCUUCCGGUAUACCUAUCCGGGAUUUCCAGAGCUCUGCGGGUCGCGAGAGACGAGUGAUUGACGAGGAGGUGUACCCAAAUGGGAGACAAGGCCGCGGUUCUAGUAUUGUAAGUACUAUCGUGGUUCUAGAGCCAGGUCCACCAGGCUGGUCUCCCUAG
Penicillium waksmanii is the source of this 573-nucleotide messenger RNA. RefSeq lists its product as uncharacterized. Lineage: Eukaryota; Fungi; Ascomycota; Eurotiomycetes; Eurotiales; Aspergillaceae. The coding region runs from base 1 to 573 and encodes 190 amino acids. The record is from RefSeq and is a predicted model, not a curated record. The transcript has a single exon.